Molecule: messenger RNA, 888 nt
Organism: Symbiodinium natans
Lineage: Eukaryota; Dinophyceae; Suessiales; Symbiodiniaceae
Source: the annotation of a GenBank genome assembly
AUGUCCGGUCUUCUCAAGCUCGAUUGGUCCCACUGGAUUGGGCGUUUCUUCUCUGCUGUACGGAAUGCCGGAGCCGCUGUCCAAGACCUCCUUGAUGAGGCCGGUGCAUCCGUUGGCCAUGUCACCAAGCGCCGUGCCAAGCAGCUGAGGAUGGAGAUCUUGGACGCAGCUCGUACGGAGCUGAAGGCUCAGCUGCAGGAGCCAGAAUCCGCGGCUGGCAGCGUUUCCAGUGACAUCAAGUCCCAGACAACAAAGGACCUCGAAGUGGUGAUCACUGGGGUUGAGUCGCAGCUGGAAGUCCUGAUUUCAGACGCAGGUGCCGGCGACGCGGAUGCGGUGGAGUCCACGGGUGAGCUUGCCGAGCUGGACGAGCAGGGGAACCACCCAGCGGUGGUCCAGGUACAAGCCGUUUGUCAGGAGGUUGGAAGGGUGUUUAAGGCGGAAGAGGCACAGAACAAGUUUGAGCUCGUGAAGGCGAAGCUGGAGGAAGGUGACAAGUGGUUCAGUUGGCUCAACAGUGCCCGUCUUGAGCCGAGUCCACCGGCAUCUAGUGAAGCAUGGGAGGAGGUCGUUCGUUCUUGGUCUGUUUCCUUGGAGGCGAGAGUUGCCGUCGUCCAGGAGCAAGUGGCCAAGGCGGAGGCUUUGGCUCAGGAGGCGGCGUCGAGGUUUGAGACAGCCAAGAGACACCGAGACGCCAAGCAAAGAGCAAGGACUGAGAUGGAGACCAAAGCCCGCGCACAGCGUGAAACUCUGAAGCUCACGCGAGAAGAGUCUGCUUCGAACCAUCAGCGGGCUGCAGACAGAGCCAAAGUCCAGGUGAACAGUGGCAACAUCAACAUCCCGGAGCUCAAGGAGGUUCUGGCCCAGGGCAACACUGUUUGGGUGUAG